GAUUAUGUCAAACCUUUACAGUCCCCUCUCCCCGCCCCACCCCUCACCCUGCCCCUAUAUAAGUGGGCUGCAACCACCAGCACCUACUCUGCCUUCCUGCCUGGUGCCUGGGUGAUGGAUGUUCUCCCCAGCAGCUCCUUGGGAUGGCUGUGUGUGGCCAUCCCUGUGCUUUUUGGGCUUUGCUUGGUCAAGAGGAGAUACAAAGCCCAUGUGCUGCUCCGAAUUGUGCUGCCUGCCUUGCUGGGACUGCUGUGUGUGGCCGUGCUGGGCAUGUACUGGGGGCUCACAGUGUUCUGCAGUACAUGGCUCAGCUGCUCGUUAUACCUGGAUGCAGGGCCACUACCUGUGGGUGACAAAGCCGUGCUCAUCACAGGAAGCGACACUGGGAUUGGACACGCGUUGGCCAAAUACCUGGAUAACCUGGGCUUCACUGUGUUUGCUGGAGUUUUGAACAAGGAUGGUCCUGGAGCUGAGGAGCUGAGGCGGACCUGUUCCCAGAGGCUCUCUCUCCUACAGCUGGACAUAACCAAUCCCACCCAGGUCAAGGAAGCCUACCUGCAAGUCUCAGAGAAAGUGCAAAACACAGGGCUCUGGGGAGUUGUGAACAACGCAGGCGUCCUGGGCUUCCUUGCUGAUGGUGAGCUGCUGCCCAUGAACACAUACAGGCAGUGCAUGGAGGUGAACUUCUUUGGGGCUGUAGAGGUGUCUAAGACCUUCCUGCCACUACUGCGGAAAUCCCAGGGGAGGCUCGUGAACAUGUCCAGCAUGACAGGAGGCAUUCCGCUACCGAGGUAUGCUGCAUAUGGAGCAUCAAAGGCAGCUCUGUCCAUGUUUUCUGGAGUAAUGAGGCAGGAGCUUUCCAAAUGGGGAAUCAAAGUUGCUGCAAUUCAUCCAUCAGGCUUCAGAACAGGUAUCCAAGGCACAUCAGAGCUGUGGGUGAAGCAGGAGAAAGAGCUGGUGGAGCACCUCUCAGUGGACGUGCAGCAGGACUAUGGCAGGGACUACCUGCUGGGGCUGAAAAACUACCUGCUGCGUAUCCCUAUGUUCUGUGAUGUUGAUCUCACCCCGGUGCUGAGCUCCAUCCUGCAUGCACUGCUCGCCAAGCGACCGCACGGCUUGUACACCCCUGGCAAAGGGGCUUAUGUGCUGCUCUGCAUCUUCUGCUACUUCCCACUCUGGUUUUAUGACUUCUUAGUCAGUAAGUCGCUGGGACUUGAGUCCAUCCCAAAGGCGCUGAGGGCAUCAGAAGCUGAGAAUGAGGACCUCUAAGGUAUCUACUGGCAUUUAUCAGAUUUGUGAUCACUGUGGAAAGAACUCUGUUUUAGGGCUCUGCUAAUUGUUGUACUGCCUUUGGUAUAUGGAGUUUGAGUCGCCUUGUGAGUGGAGUGAAAUCUCUGUGUUAAGAGCAGUGUUCAGGAAAAUGGUGAAUAAACAGACAGAAAACAUAGGAAUGGUCUUUCUGGAGUAACUGCAGUGUUUCCCUGUCUGUCUUUGGUGUAAGUUAUAUUACGAGGUUAUUGUCUGCUUGUCUGCUUCAACAACCAGUACCAACACAUGGACAGAUAUCUAACCUGAUUUUUAAUCUUUUAGUUCACAACCUUUCUAAACCUUAGAAGCUGCAUAUUCCCAUCACUUGAAAGACUUAAAUGUUUAAUGUACGUCCUUUUCACUGCAGCUUCAGUAUUCCUUUCUCUAUGGUUCUCUUGCUGUUGGACCUGAGAAAUGAUUGACUUUUUUUUUUUUUGCCCAAGUUCUGUGAAGUAUUGUUGUGAUGUUUAUGAUGUGUCCUCUCUGGACUGAGCAACACAAACAGUAUGGGGGGAGAGGAAAUCAACAAAGACAGAUGAAGAUUUUCACCACAAUGCCAACCAUCUCUUUCCUGCAGUGUAUUACUAAUAACAGUGGUGUUGGCUGCUAACUUCAUGUCACUGUUUAGCCUAUUUUGCUGUUUCUGCUUCUGUAUCUGUAAUAAUUAGUAAAUUGAUCUCACUUCUCUCUAGAUAAUACUUUAUUCAGUUUUGUGGUUAAUGAAGAUUCAUGAAUGUUCACUUUUUCCUGAACACUUGCCUGUUUUUUCCUGUGUUUUCACUUGUUCUGUGAGUCUUGUGCUUUUGGUCACUCCUGAAUCCAUUUGUGGUUGCCCUCCUCUGCAUUCCAUAGAAUCCUUUCCCACACCUGAAGUUGAGCAGUACUCUGUUUUCCUACCUGGUCCCCUUCUUAGCAUCACUUGGCUUUGUAAGGCUGUAAUGUUCUGGAACAAGCCCCAUCCCUGAGUUCCCUGUAUGUUGCUUUGCUUCCUUUCAUGUGACGAAGAGGAGAAGUUAUGUUCUGGGCUUUCAAUAUAGGAGCAUUUUUCCUAUCCUCAUAUUCUCAUCUUCUGUCAAUCCUACUUGUGAUUACAUAGUCCUGAUCAAAAUUCAAUUAAACUUGUGUUUGUAAACUUCUGUCUCCUUCGUGUACCUCAUACAGCAAUACCAGACUCUAUUUGUGCCCAGAGGAUGUUCUGCAGACUUUGCUUGCUGUUUCAAUUUGUGUCCUGGAUUGGAAAUCCUCCUUUCCUGUACACCUUGUUGUUACUAUUGCUUUUAUCUAUGGUGGCUUUCCUCCUUAUAUCAGUCCCCCUCAUAGAUGUUUUUUAUGCCAUCCUUUCUGGAAAGUACAACAACAAAUGUUUCUUGCUCAGGAAGUCUGUGACUGUUUCAAUCUCUGUCCAUUUCUGCCUUUUAUUUACUUCCCAAAACUCUUUGAUCUGCCUCAAAAUGUACAAUAAAAUGGAUUGCUCUGA
Messenger RNA from Lagopus muta (rock ptarmigan), 2785 nucleotides. It is a transcript of the gene HSD17B2, whose product is annotated as hydroxysteroid 17-beta dehydrogenase 2. The coding region runs from base 115 to 1269 and encodes 384 amino acids. The record is from RefSeq and is a predicted model, not a curated record. Gene Ontology annotation, molecular function: oxidoreductase activity. Lineage: Eukaryota; Metazoa; Chordata; Aves; Galliformes; Phasianidae. The transcript has 5 exons.